Messenger RNA from Microthlaspi erraticum, 1107 nucleotides. The record is from the annotation of a GenBank genome assembly. NCBI's taxonomy places the organism in Eukaryota, Viridiplantae, Streptophyta, Magnoliopsida, Brassicales, Brassicaceae.
AUGGUGACAAAUAUCAAGGAGGUGCAGGAUGCGCUGGAGGUUCUCCAAACGGAUGUGUUACUAGCAAGGGAGGAAGUAUUGCUAAAGGAAUUUGAUGCUAUUUUGGAGCAGGAGGAGACGAUAUGGUUCCAAAAAUCAAGAGAAAAGCACAUUGCUUUGGGAGAUAGGAAUACGUCGUUCUUCCAUACGUCGACCGUUAUUAGGAGACGUCGGAACAGGAUCGAGAUGCUAAAGAAUGAUGAGGGUAACUGGGUUACGGAGGGACCAGAGUUGGAGAGCCUGGCAAUCGAAUACUACAAACGCCUCUACUCACUUGAUGACGUGGAGUUGGUUGUCAAUAAGUUGCCACUGGAGGGGUUCCCCCGCUUAUCUGGAGAAGAACGGAUGAGUUUGGACAAGCCGUUUUUACCAUCGGAGGUGGAGGAAGCUAUCAAGCGAAUGGGACGGUUCAAAGCUCCGGGUCCGGACGGCUUCCAGCCGGUCUUCUAUCAAAGCUGCUGGGACGUGGUAAGAGACUCGGUCAUUCGUUUUGUUCUUGAGUUCUUUGCGACGGGACAGCUCCCUCAAGAUACGAAUGACGCACUGCUGGUACUAAUAGGAAAGGUGACCAAGCCUGAGAAAAUCUCCCAAUUCCGGCCAAUUAGUUUAUGUAAUGUUCUGUUUAAGACCAUUACUAAGGUCAUGGUAAACCGCUUGAAGAUGGUGAUAGCAAAACUGAUUGGACCAGCACAAGCUAGCUUCAUCCCAGGUCGCUUGAGUACGGACAAUAUUGUGGUUCUCCAAGAAGCUGUACAUUCCAUGAGAAGGAAGAAAGGGAAGAAGGGAUGGAUGCUUCUGAAGCUGGAUUUGGAAAAAGCUUAUGAUAGGAUUCGCUGGGACUUUUUGGAGGACACUCUAGUUGCAGCGGGCUUCUCAGACAAAUGGAUUCAAUGGAUCCUACAAUGCGUGACAGGGCCUUCGAUGCAUGUCCUGUGGAACGGUGAGAAAACAGAGGCCUUCAGGCCUGCGCGAGGGCUGCGCCAAGGUGACCCCUUAUCUCCAUACUUUUUUGUGCUUUGUAUGGAGAGACUUUGCCACUUAGUGGAGGGAUUGAUGGAGGAGAAGUAA